Messenger RNA from Vitrella brassicaformis, 1850 nucleotides. The record is from the annotation of a GenBank genome assembly. NCBI's taxonomy places the organism in Eukaryota, Vitrellaceae.
CCAACGAACGUUGACCCGACUUAAGGCGCUUCUCAAUGGUGCUGCCGUUCGCUUCAUCUCCAUCUCCAUCUUCUCCGCACACACCAGCCGCCGCCCGCUGCGGUCAGCCACACGGGAUCCGUCAAGCAACGCCGGGGCACGAUGCACCAUUGCCGCACAAGCAGAUUGGCAUCGGCAUCAUCGGAUGUGGCCGCAUCGGCCGUCUGCACGCUCACAACAUCUCCAGACACGUCUCGAAGGCGAGGCUGGUUGGCCUCGCAGAUCCCUUUAUCGAAAAGGGCGAUAUGGAGUGGGUGAGGGAGCUGGGCAGCCCACUCACGUACACCGACUACAGGGACUUGCUCGCCCAUCCAGAUGUCGACGCCGUCUUCAUCUGCUCGCCGACCACCACGCACGCCGAGUAUCUCAUUGAGGCGGCCACGCUCGGUACGUCAGGGGAAGGGGUGCGUGUCGGCAUCUGCAUGUGUUGUGUGUGUGUGUGUGUGUGUGUGUGUGUUUCAGGCAAGCAUGUGUUCUGCGAGAAGCCCAUCGACUUGCGAAUCGAGCGCACAGAGGAGGCGCUGACUGUGGCGCGAGAGGCUGGCAUCGUCCUGCAGGUGGGCUUCAACCGGCGAUUCGACCCCUCAUUCGCCAACGUGAGGGAGCGAUGCAAAGCCGGCGAGAUCGGCCAGAUCGACAUCAUCAAGAUCACCUCGAGGGACCCCGAGCCGCCCCCCAUCAUGUACAUCGAGCAGUCCGGCGGCAUCUUCGUCGACAUGAGCAUCCAUGACAUCGACAUGUGCAGGUACAUCGCCGGCAGCGAGGUGACGGCCGUGCAAGCAGCGGGCAGCGUGCGGGCAGACGCCGCCAUUGGCGAGGCGGGCGACGUCGACACGGCCGUCCUGAUGCUCUUCUUCGAGAACGGCGCGAUGGCUGUCAUCGACAACAGCCGCCAGGCGUGCUACGGCUACGACCAGCGCAUCGAGGUGUUCGGCAGGCUUGGCAUGCUGCGGGCAGAGAAUGACACGCCCACACGUGUCGAGAGCUUCACCGGGGCCGGGUGGCAGGCGGACAAGCCCCACUGGUACUUCCCGCAGAGGUUCGAGCGUGCCUUUGUGAGGGAGGUGGAGGCGUUCGUCGAUUCGGUGGAGAGGAGGGCGGCGCCGAUGGUGGGCGGCGAGGACGGCCUUGCGGCCCUACUGAUAGCACAGGCCGCCAACCAGGCAUUGCGGCUGCAGAGAAGGGUCGUGAUUGAUGAGAUCAUGGAGCAGAAGGCUGCGUAGAGAGGGAGGGGGUGGGGGGGAGGACCGGGGGAGGGAGGGAAUGUAUUUAUGGCGUGUGUUUUGUCUGUCUAGUUGCGGUGAGGUUCGUCCAUUUGACUUGCCUAGCUGAUAGAACUGUAAUGGAAUGGCCGCCUUCUGUGUCGAGGGGUAGUUGGCUCGCCUUCUGUCAUCGGGUUCGUCUCUGCAACGCAAGGUAGGCAGCGUGGUACGAUGCUGGUUGCCUGUCGUGGCGUUGACGGGGGAAAUGACAGAAAGCGAGUCAGCGGAGGGGCAAGCGCCAAAUGGUGUAUGUAUUACACAGAAGAAGAGAGAUGACGGCCGUUGGGUGUGGAUUGCAUUGCAUUCAUGGCGUGGCGUGCGUGUGUACUGUCGAUACGUAUGUGUGUAUCUGUCUGUCUCCCAUCGCAUGUAUAGCGACUGUUUUGGGGGGGAGUGACGACACAUCUGCCCUUCCGUAUUGGUUUGAUGUCACUCGUUUGCAACUCUUGUCUAGAUAGAUGCUACUUCUCGGCUGGGAGCUGUGUUUUGUGAUCACAACACACAAGAUGGCAGACUGCUUCCUUGUGAAGAAAUGUCUUUGGAAUGCUU